This is a messenger RNA of Poecile atricapillus (Black-capped chickadee), 1349 nucleotides long. Its product is annotated as heterogeneous nuclear ribonucleoprotein A1-like. Gene Ontology annotation, molecular function: RNA binding. The record is from RefSeq and is a predicted model, not a curated record. The transcript is spliced from 11 exons. Bases 146 to 1237 code for a protein of 363 amino acids. NCBI's taxonomy places the organism in Eukaryota, Metazoa, Chordata, Aves, Passeriformes, Paridae.
GGAGGCGGCGCGGGGGCCGUGAGGGCGGCGGGGGCGGCGGGGUGAGGCGGCGGCGCUCUCAUCGCUCGGCCCCUUUCCGUGUCGGCCCUCGCAGAGGGAGCAUCGCGCGCUGCCGCCACCGCCCGGCCCGCCCCGCGCCGCCGCCAUGGCCAAGGCCGAGUCCCCGAAGGAGCCGGAGCAGCUCCGGAAACUUUUCAUCGGCGGCCUGAGCUUCGAAACCACAGACGAGAGCCUGCGCAGCCACUUCGAGCAGUGGGGCACCCUCACCGACUGCGUGGUGAUGCGGGACCCCAACACGAAGCGCUCGCGGGGCUUUGGGUUCGUCACCUACUCCUCGGUGGAGGAGGUCGACGCCGCCAUGAACGCGCGGCCACACAAGGUGGAUGGCAGGGUGGUGGAACCCAAACGGGCCGUGUCCCGAGAGGACUCGCAGCGGCCCGGCGCGCACCUGACGGUGAAGAAGAUCUUCGUGGGCGGCAUCAAGGAGGACACGGAGGAGCAUCACCUGCGCGAGUACUUCGGGCAGUACGGCAAGAUCGAGGUCAUCGAGAUCAUGACCGACCGCGGCAGCGGCAAAAAGCGCGGCUUCGCCUUCGUCACCUUCGACGACCACGACUCGGUCGACAAAAUCGUCAUCCAGAAGUACCACACGGUGAACGGGCACAACUGCGAGGUGCGCAAGGCUCUGUCCAAGCAGGAGAUGGCCAGCGCCUCGGCCGGCCAGCGAGGCCGCAGCGGCUCCGGGAACUUCGGCGGCGGCCGCGGCGGCUUCGGCGGCGGCGACAACUUCAGCCGCGGGGGCAACUUCGGGGGCCGUGGUGGGUUUGGCCGCGCCGGCGCCUACGGCGGCGACGGAUUUAAUGGAUUUGGCGCUGACGGCUACGGCGGCGGCGGCGGCGGCCCCGGCUACUCCGGCGGCAACCGGGGCUACGGCGGCAGCGGCUCCUACGACGGCUACAACAACGGCGGCGGCGGCUUCGGCGGCGGCAGCGGGGGCAGGCGGCCGGCACGGGGACCGGCGCUGGCCGUGAGGAACGGACUGGCCGAGGCGGGCACAGGCAGCAAUUUUGGGGGUGGGGGCAGCUACAACGACUUUGGCAGCUACAACAGCCAGGCCUCGAGCUUCGGGCCCAUGAAGGGCGGCAGCUUCGGGGGGCGCAGCUCGGGGCCCUACGGCGGCGGCGGCUACGGCAGCUCCAGCGGCGGCGGCAGCUACGGAGGAGGGAGGAGAUUUUAACAGCCAGCCCCGCUGUGGAUCCCGCUGCCGCUGCCGAUCGUGUCCGUCUGUCUGUCCCGCCGGAGCCGGAGCCGGAGCCGGGGCCGGGGGGGCCGGGGGGGCCGGGGGGGGC